This is a messenger RNA of Petromyzon marinus (sea lamprey), 1848 nucleotides long. The record is from RefSeq and is a predicted model, not a curated record. NCBI's taxonomy places the organism in Eukaryota, Metazoa, Chordata, Hyperoartia, Petromyzontiformes, Petromyzontidae.
AAUCCUCUCACACAGUCUGCUCUGCCAUCUUCUUGGUCUCGGUCCCUCGCAGCACAGACCAUGGACGUAAGCUCAGGCUUCACGACGGCCAACCCGCUCGACUCAAGUUCCGUGUGGGGCCCCACCGACGACUACGAGGAUGACAGCGGUGCGCUGUGCUCGGACAGCGCCCAGCGGCUGGGCCAGACCCUGCUGCCCGUGCUCUAUUCACUCGUGUUCAUCCUGGGCCUUGUGGGCAAUGGGUUGGCGUUUCUGGUACUGGUUCGACGGCAGCGUCGCGGCAAUGGCAGCGGCACAUGGGACACGACGCAAGUCUUCCUGCUCAACCUGGCUGCCGCUGACCUCUUGCUAGUCGCCACGCUGCCGCUCUGGGCACGCCACGCUGCCCGCGAGUGGCCGUUUGGUGAGUGGGCAUGCAAGUUGGCCACGGCACUCUACAGCGUCUCCUUCUACUGCGGUGUCUUCGUGCUCACGUGCCUCAGUGUGGACCGCUACCUUGUUGUGGUGCGCGCCACGCGGUGUCGUGGGGUGCGGUGGCGGCGCCGGCGCGCGUGGGUUGCCUGCGCUGGUGCGUGGUCUGCGGCUAUGCUGCUCAGCCUCCUGGAUGUGCUCUCCAGCCGUGUGCAGCUUCAAGCGGACACCCCCGACUCCGCACCGCGCACAGUUUGUCAGAGCCUCCACGCGGGACCCGGCGGGCAUGUUCGCAAGGCGGCGCUCGCCGUCUUUCAAACGGCGGCGUGUUUCCUCCUGCCGUUCGCCAUCAUGCUCGCCUGCUACAUCCGCAUUGCGGUCACUCUGGCACACACCAAGAGCCGCGGCUCAAGGCGCAAGGCAGUGCGUGUCAUCGUGGCCCUGGUGCUGCUUUUCUUCCUGUGCUGGCUGCCCUACAACGUGGUGCUGUUGGUCGUCGCGCUCGCUGAUCUGCGUGGAACGUGGCUCGGCUGUCGCACGCACGAGGCGCUGCUCUAUGCCAGGCAGACAACGGAGACGCUUGCCUUCACGCACUGCUGCCUCAACCCGCUGCUCUACGCCUUUGUGGGUGUCCGCUUUCGCGCAGAUUUGUAUCGCAUGCUGGGGGACGUGCGAUCGACGCUCUGCUCGUUGCUGACUGGCAGUGGGACAGCUCGCCAGGCUGCCGAGGAGGCCAGCACAGGAACCCAGUCGAUGCCCACAAACUCUGGGGACGCUCGCUCACAAGGACAUCCACAGCUGGAAAAUGCUGGUGUUCCCAUAGACACAUUACAAGACUUACCUUAUUGCCAUGCACACAGCCCUGGGUUGCACGUAGAAAGUAGCCACAUUUUUUCUGGUGUCUCCACUCACUCGUGGGUUUAUUUCUAAUUCUGGUGUUGUCCUAUAUGCCAAGUGCAAAGUUGAACAGAUCAUGCUGCCAAUUAUAUUAUCUUUGUAGAAUAGAUAUAAAUCGCGUGAUGUACGUGUGUAUAUGACACCCUCGUUGGCCAUCAAGCUGGAGUUUCACGUACAUCACAGCUCUUUCUAGAACCGGCAUGUCAGCACCAGGCAGUUGUGGUCUUACUGUUGCUGCCUCUGGUCCAUGCACUACCAACAACACCGAGAUGGAAUGAUUAACCACAAAUUAUAAUAAUAGAAUCUGCUGAAGUGCUUUGAAAGCAACGUCCAGAUUAUACGAGUGUUGCGUUAUGAUUCUAAACACAUUCAGCUGUCCUCCCCGCUGGGUAAAUGGCCGGACAAGGGAGGUUCCAUGCAUGAUCUUUGUGAGCAGCUCUAAUGGAAGGGCUUCCAUCCCUCUCAGUUUCAGUUUAUUUUGGUAUAGCCCUGUGAGCCAUUCGGCUCUUGAACCGGGUGCAACCACAACAAAAAAAACAA